GGACCGGGACCUGGACUUUGACGACUUGGGGGGCACCUUGCUCUGGGAAGAGCCAGCAGACAAUGUGCGGACGCUGUGGUACGUGCUGUACCUGUCGCAGGAUGCAGCAGGAAACGGCCGACAGCAGGUUGGGAGAGAGGCAGUGGGCGUCAACCAACUGCAGCUCCAGGCAGAUACUACCCGCGCGGCCUUUGAUUUCUGGACUGUCUUCACAGAGUCCGCGUUGGUGGAGCAGACGACGCCAGUUGCCUUGGCCUUGAGCGACACCAUCGCCAGCGUGUCCGGGGUAAGCUUUCUGGACCUCGACCUGGACGAGGCGGAGAUUGGGGGCACGUUCUACUGGCAACCUCCGAUGGACCAACAACAGGUGGUGUACUACCAACUCUACCUGAGCCUUGUGAGCCCCGCCACAGCCGGGCUCCACCCAAACGGCACACAGGACUGGCUGAAGUUUCCCAACGGCAGCGUUUCCGUGGGCACGACUCACCUGGAUUUGCUGCCAGACCACCCUGUUCCGGCGGACGAUGCCUAUAUCUUGGUUUACACGGAGUCCACACUGGCCGAGCAGACCACGCCGGUGGGGCAAGCGCUGAACGACUCCCUCGCCUCGGUGCGGAACGUGUCCUUUACCGACUUGGACUUGGACCAGGAGGAGUUGGGCGGCAAUGUGACUUGGGAAGCCGUUCCUCCAGAGGAGCAAGCGGAACUGGUGACUUUGCAUGACGUGUACCUGGCAGAGGACGAGGUUGGCGCUGGCCGCUCGCAGUUUGCGUCAACGAAGGGCGAUACGGUUCCUUUGGAGGCGGAAACACCGCGCAGGUCCUUCUCCCACCUGCUGGUCUUCACCCGCUCGAGCCUAGCGGAGCAGAGCCGCGCGGCGUUUCUUGGCCUCAGCGACACCACGCGGCUAGUGCAAAAUCUCAGCUUCGUGGACCAGGACUUGGACGCGGAGGAUCUGGGGGGCAAUGUGAGCUGGCGCCAGCCGGAGGAUUCGUCGCUCGUGGUGCACUAUACGGUGUACUUGGCCACCUCCGGUUGGGGUGCGGACCGAUCCCAGGUCGCACAAGUCGAGGUUGGGAGCACUGUAGCGCCAGUGCAGCCGGACACGCCGCUGAACUUCACGCAGGUCCUGGUCUAUGCACAGUCGCUGCUGGCGGAACAGACCACCCCGGUGGCGCUGAAUAUAAGCGACACCGUGGCCAGCGUCUCCAACGUGGAGUUUGUGGACAAGGACCUGGACACAGCUGAGCUGGGCGGGAAUGUCACCUGGACAGAGCCACUGAUCGACUACAACUUCGUGCAGUUCUACGACGUGUAUUUGGCGAACAGCAGCUACGGCGCCUUCAGAGCCCAACUGGGCGCUCCGCUGGGUGCCGGGCUGGCGGAAACCGCCGUGCCCGUGGAUUUGGCUCAGGAGUUCCACACCCACAUCGUGGUCUACACUCGCUCGGUUUUGGUGGAGCAAUCCACGCCAGUGGCGGCACAGAUCAGCGACACCUCCUCGGAUGUGCAAAAUGUCACCUUCACGGACGAAGAUCUGGACGCAGAGGACUUGGGAGGGCGCAUUUACUGGGACAGCCCGGCAGAGUUCUCCCAAGUCACCGGCUACAACAUCUACAUCUCGCAGGACGCGUUCGGCGGCGGGCGCUCGCUGAUUGCCGAGCAGACACUGAAUGAGUCCCGGCAGGCCGUGCUGGCGGCAGACUACACCCUGGCCAACUUCCGGCAUUUGGUGCUGUACAGUCGCUCCUCCUUGGCGGAGCAGACGACCCCCGUGGCAUUUGAGCUGUCCGACUCAGAGUCAGUGGUGGUGGGCCUCAACUUCACCGACAAGGACCUGGACGGCUCGGAGCUUGGGGGCACCAUCACCUGGCAAGAAGCUGGGGACUCGCAACUGGUGGUGGCCUAUGACCUGUAUCUGAGCGAGAGCGCCAGCGGUGAAGCUCGAGCUCGUCUGAAUGAGUCUCUGCCUGCAGAUGUUUUCGACUUGGACGUCCCCCCAGAGUUCCCGCUCGGCUCAGCGACGCACGUCACCAUCUUUACUCGCUCUUCGCUGGUGGAACAGACCACGCCUGCCGCCAUCAACAUUAGCGAUGCUGCCUGGAAUGUGCAGGAGGUGUCCUUCUUCGACAUGGACCUGGACGGCGCAGACCUCGGGGGCCGAAUUGAUUGGAUCCCCCCCGCAGAGGAGUUGCUGGUCACCAGCUACGUGGCCUACUUGGCGGCCAAUGCCUCUGGGGCUGCCUCCGAUGGCCGCUUGCAGAUCGCGGAGGUGUCCUACACCCAGCACUUUGCGGACUUGGCCCCGGAGCAGCAGCAAGACUUUGAAGGCGGCUUCCUCUCGCAUGUGGUGGUUUUUACCAAGAGCUCGCUGGUGGAACAAACGACGCCUACGGCGCUGGAGGUGAACGACACUGCCGCCUCCGUGUCCGGCAUCGUGUUUGUGGACCGUGACCUGGACGAGGCGGAGCUGGGGGGGAACAUCACCUGGCAGGCGCCGUUGGACUCCCAACUGGUGACCCUCUACUCGGUUUACCUCUCCGCCAGCUUCGACGCCGAGAACCGCUCGCAGAUUGCCACAGAUGUGCCCAUUGGCACCACCCUAGCGCAGCUGGCUCCGGAGACGCCGCAGCGGUGGUUCACCUAUGUGAACAUCUACACCAAGUCCCCGGUGAUUGAACAGACGACCCCAGCCUCUCUCGUGAUCUCGGACAGCGUCGCGGUGCUGGCGGAUGUGCAGCUGGUAGAUGAAGACUUGGACGCAAAUGAGCUCGGAGGCAACAUUAGCUGGCGAGUGGUGGAGGAGCUGGAUCUCAUCACUACCUUCGCCGUGUAUUUUACGUCAAACACCUCCUGGCAAGGCCUUCGUAGACGCACCGGUGAGGAUGUUGUGGUGGCUGAGUACGCGCAGCUUUUCAUCCCGCCAGAGACCGACCCGCCGUUGAGCAGCUACAGCUGGGCCUCCGUGUUCCCUUCAUCUUCGUUGGCGGAGCGUACCACGCCCUUCUCCGCCCCGGUGAACGACACGAUCUCCCCUGUUUGGAACAUCUCGUUCACGGAUUUGGACCUCGACUUGCAGGACCUGGGCGGGCGCAUCACCUGGACCGAGCCCUUGGAGGCGUCCCAGGUCACGCACUACCUUGUCUAUUUGUCCGCAAACUCCUCGGGCGAAGCGCGGUCUCAAGUGGCCAACGAGGUUCCCAUUGACCAACUCUUCAUCGACCUCGUUCCGGAAACACCACAACUGGACCGAAGCUUCAUUGUUGUGUAUACCCGCUCGGUGCUUGCAGAGUCGACCACGCCCAGCUCCUUGGCCAUCUCCGAUUCCUUCGCCGUGGCUGAGGUGAACUUCACAGACCAAGACCUGGAUGCCACUCAGAUCGGAGGUGUUAUCUCCUGGACGGCUCCUUUGCCGGAUCAACAUCUCGUAGAUCACUUUGUGGUCUACUUGUCCGAUAGCGUUGGCAACAAUCGGUCACAGCUGAGCGAGCCUUUCACGCGAGAGGUGUCGAUACCCCCGGAGCUCUAUUUUGCCCCGCACACGCACGUGGCGGUCUUUGGGGCCAGUGUUUUGGCGGAGCAGACGACGCCUUCCACAGUGGAGAUCUAUGAUGCCGACGCCAGCGUGACAAACAUUGUCUUCCAGGACAAGGACCUGGAUGAGCUGGAGAUGGGGGGCGACAUCUUGUGGACUGCCCCUGCGGACUCGGAGCAGGUCACGUACUACGGAGUUUUCCUGCGCGGGGACACGACGCUGCAAAUUCCGGGCCCUGUGGGGGGACUGGUGCCUUUGGGCACGGAAAGGGAGUUCCUGGCAGCGGACACGGCCAUUGCCGGGUUCCAGGAGGUGGCCAUUUUUACCCGUUCCAGUCUGGUGGAGCAGUCCACAGCUGUCGCGCUGUCCAUCGAGGAUGAGAUCGCCUCGGUGUCCACGGUGACCUUCCAGGACGCAGACCAGGACAUCGACAUGCUCGGGGGUCGCAUCCAGUGGCAACUUCCCAACGACACCUCGGAGGUGGACUUCUACGUGGGCUACUUCGCCGCUUCCCCAGGCGCGAACGAUCCCAACGAUGCCUCCGCGCGGCGCUUUGAGUUCGAGAUUGUGCCUGCGGACUUUUACGACCUGCCCUUCCAGACGCCCCAAUCAGGCUUUGGCUACUUCUUGGUCUAUACGAAGUCUUCCUUGGCAGAGCAGACGACGCCCACCUCUCUUGAGAUGGUCGACUUCUGUCAGAAUGUGCCUACCCUGGAGAACAUGUCCUUGUACAUCGAGCAGGGCACGAUUGUUCUAGCGCACUACGAUGUGCCCGAGAUGGUCAUCACAAAGCUCACCAAGGUCUCGGAGGACGGGCUGAGCAUGGAGUUCGCGCCGCUGCGGAAAGGCCCGGUGACGAUGAUCAUCACCAGCACCACAGAUGUAGUCGGCAUGACCAGCACCCACGUGCAGAACCUUGUGAACGCCAAAGGGGGAGCCUCCUGCCAAAUUGACCGCUACCUCACAGCCGCCUGCUCUAACGUGACACUCCAACUGAGCGGCUGCGCGCUGCCGGUGGGUGGUCUCCACAAUUACCGGCUCUGGAUUUUGCAAGCGGACGAGACCACCACACUGCCAGAGGCGGCCUACAUCGACUUCGUCAUCGCAUCCGUGUUGUUUGACCAGGGCCCGCUGCUCUACUUCCGGAACCAGACCUCCGUGGGCAUCCAAUACAUCCCUAGCCAUCAGGGCUUUGAGUGGCUGUAUGUGCUCCCCACCGCCGGCGGGGUGGCGGAUCAGGUCUUUGCGGGGGAGGACUACUUGCAAUGGAAUCAGCGGGUCAAGAGCGCGUACCUGGGCCAAGGCUGCCAGUCUAUGCAGGUGCCCAUCAAGGGCAAAGAGGUGAAGAUCUCCUUCUUGCACGACUGCUUCUUUGAGCUCGGCCAGGGAUAUCGACUCUUCAUCCUCCUCGAGGACGGAUUGAACCGCAUGGACGGCACCUUGAAGACGAUGGAGUUUGUCUAUCAGGGCGAGAUGACCCGAGACUCCGCGAUUCCCUACUCGCACCCGGUGCCCGUCUCCACAAGAUGGCGAGUGGUGCCCACCACCUCUGUGAGCUCUCAGUGGAAGCUGCUGCGCCUGCGCAUGUUCUCGGACGUGUCUUGCGAGCGUGCAGUGGCUGUGUUCCCAUCGCCCUACCGGGACCCGCUGCUCUCUACUCUCCGUGAAGGCGCCGUGCUGCCCAAUGGUGCUGCCUUUUCGAAGCCGGGGCCCAUGCCGGCCAACAUCUUUGAGGCGGAGGGCGCCUGGGUGUCGGGCCAGCCCUGCGAUGCCAACGGCUGCUACAUCGGCUUCAGCUUUGGCGUUGGAGGUGAGCACGAGGCGCCGGAGGUGAGUGUGGCCUGCGUGGAGCUGCUACAGUCUGAGGUGGCUGGUGAGUUUGCGGAGGGCUUGGAGCUCCAGUAUCACGAUGGGCAGAGCUACGUAGGCUACCGCCAGGCCUCCGGCCUAAAGGGCGGCCUUGCCAAGCUGCCCAGCUUCAACGGCACCGUGGGCAUCCACGUGGACGGGGCCAAAAGGUGAUCAGAUCGCGGAUUGACAGGAUCGGGGAACGCUCGCGGCGAAGGCGGAGAUGGUAAAUGCGGAGCUCGCGCGGCAGAACGCGGUGACGGAGAUCGCGGAUCAAAGAUUGCCGGGCCAGAACAGUAGAACUCGGCCUCGGCGCGACCUGCGUUAGAAAUCGGCCCCUGAACAUAGGGGCCCAAUGCGCUGGGCAACAAGAACUCUCAGGCUUCAAAUGGGCCAGGCUGAGCUGAUAGGCACGCACGCGCAGGGGAAAAAGAGUC
This is a messenger RNA of Effrenium voratum, 5820 nucleotides long. NCBI's taxonomy places the organism in Eukaryota, Dinophyceae, Suessiales, Symbiodiniaceae. The record is from the annotation of a GenBank genome assembly.